AUGUCUGAUGAGGAAUAUGUAUACGAAGUUAUUAGCAACGAAAACGAUGCAUUAUUCUGUGCUCGAUUGAUAGCAGAAGAAUUCUGCGCAUCUAAUCCGAUAACCGUGUUCGAUGGUGUGAAAACGGACUGUUUUUUCCAAGAUGUGUCAUGGCUGUUAAUGCAAGAUAUGCUCGAGGAAGGUUUAUCAUUUCUUGCUCGACAUCGUUCUUCCGGUGAAAUCGUAGGUGCGGUCGUUGCUGGCGAUUUGUAUAUUCAUCAUCAAAAAUAUGCAUACGAUCCUUCGAGUGCCCCGCAAUCCAUUCCAGCUAGUGAUUUGCUCGAUGAAAUGGACCAUUUGUUUGUUACACGGGACUUUCAACAAGAAUUAAAAGCGAAUUUAGUUUUACACAUCACAGUUGCUGCAGUGCGUCGUCAACAUUCAGGCAAAAAUGUAGCAUAUCAAAUGAAUGUAGCAAUGUGUGAUUACGCACGAAAUCGCCAUGGUUUUCAAUAUGCAUUUGUACAAGUAACAAAUCCAGCGACAAGACAUAUUUAUGUUGAUAAAAUGAAUGGAAUUGAAGUAACCAUUGUGGAUCCGACGAGUUGGGUAUGGAAAAAGAAACAUGAGGGAUCGUUUUGUCCUUAUAAGGAUUAUCAAGGUGGGUUAAUACCAAAUAUUUUAAUUAAAUUAAACACAGAAGACAAGAAAUAA
This is a messenger RNA of Adineta ricciae, 693 nucleotides long. The record is from the annotation of a GenBank genome assembly. NCBI's taxonomy places the organism in Eukaryota, Metazoa, Rotifera, Eurotatoria, Adinetida, Adinetidae.